AUAUUGGCCCCUGAGCUCUCUUUCCUCUGGGACUUAACUCUAUCUCAUAGGCUGGGGAGAGGCUGUAGGAAUGAAUAAGCAACGAGUAUAAUUCUCGAACUACAUUUUCCAUAAAGCUAUGGGGUUGGCCGCGGUCAUCUGGAGGGAAUGACCCCAGGGCCUUCUGGGAGUCGUAGUUCAAGGCUAGAAGGGGCCGUUUACGUAUCUUUGUGGCGCGACUCCAGGCUUUCCAAAAGGCGUGGGCAUCUCGCGGGAAACCUGGGUCAUAGGGAGGGGAGGAAGCCGGAGCAGACUGGGUACUUUUCCUUUGGGGGAUACUGGCAAAAUUCUAGUCUGAAAAAGCAGCCGCUUCUGUGACCUCACCGAAUUUCGGCGGGGCCUCCCUUUGUUGAGGUCCAAUCAGACUCAGAGUUGACUUCUGGGCGGGGCCAAGGAAACCUCCAGGGAUUAUAUCUUGAGAGUUCGCGGCCCUACGUGGGGAACUAGAAGGUGGAGGUUGUGGCAGUUCCUUGUAGAAAGGGGAGAACCGUGACUCUGAUGCCAGUCAAAAAAGUUCUCCACAUCACGCGACCAAACCCACCCUUGCCCCCAACAGAAUCCUUAGUUUUAGGCGUGAGAAAAUAUUGGAGUGGAAGAACUUGGUUCGCUCGUCCUCUCUAAAAGUCCUGAGAAGCUGGACUCGGCCUUCCAGCGAACUCUAGUGGUUGGCCGUACAACGAUCAGAGUCGAAGUCCGGCAGCUGCCUUAGAGGGAGCAUCGGGACCCCUCGGGGUCCUAACGAGAAGUGUGCGCCCUGCAAAUCGCGGGUCCAUAGUCUCGGGGAGGGGCUUCUUUCCGUUUGGGGUCCACCUUCUUGGUUUGGAGUGAGAGGGCCCUCACCGCGGGUCUGCGUGGGCUUCGCGCUUUGGCCGCAAUGCGGCCACGGCUUCCCCUGCUGGUGGCAGCGCUGGCAGGCUGCCUGCUUCCUGCCCAGGGCUGUAUCAUGUGUGACCCAAAGGCCUUGAAGGCACUAAAGUCCUUGGAGAACGAUUACCUGCCAGGCCACCUGGAAGCCAAGCACCACCAAAACGUCAUGAAAAGGGUACAGGAGGCCUUGCAGAAUUUCGAGGAACUGCCGAUUGACGAGAAUUCCUAUGUGGGAGUUAUCGAUGAGCCCACCCUGGAAAAGGUAUCUUGGAGUUUUCUGAAGGAUCUGAAACGCAUCACAGACAGCGAUGUAAAGGGCGAGCUCUUCGUGAAGGAGCUGUUCUGGAUGUUACACCAGGAAAAGGAUACCUUUGCCAGACACGUCGCUCAGUUCCAAAGAGAGGCUUUUUGUCCCAACAAAUGUGGUAUGAUGUUGCAGUCUUUGAUCUGGUGCAGCAACUGCGAGAAGCAGGUUCACGCUUGCCAAAAGUCCAAGGAUUGCGGGGAGCGCAGGGUCGAGGUCCGUGCAAUGGAAGACCUGAUCCUGGACUGUGAGCUCAAUUGGCAUAAAGCCUCUGAAGGCCUGACGGAUUACAGCUUUUACAGGGUUUGGAGUAACAAUUCUGAGACCUUGAUGUCGAAGGGGAAAGAGCCCACCCUGACCAAGCCCUUGGUGGGUCAAGAGGACGAAGGCACCUACCGCUGUGAGCUGGGCUCUGUGAAAGGCGGCCUAGCCACCGUCAUCCAUUUUCAUGUCACAGUGUUGCCCCCAAAUACCAAGGAGGUACCGUCUAUAAACACCGAAACCCAGGGUUGCUUGGCCCCCGGUGAGAUGCCUGCGAAUUUCCCCCAGUUGCCCACAACUGUCCAAGAUACGAUAUCACAGCCUCAGAAGCUCGAGAAGAUGCUGAGAGGCCGCCUAGUAGGGCUGCUGAUCGGGGGCUUUGUGGUGCUCAUCACUGUCGUAGUCACCGUGAUACUUUGCUUUCGGUCUGGGAAGGCAAUGGAUGCCAUAAAGUACUGGCUCGGCACUCGCAGUGUAGCUGCUCAGCACCCCAAGGUUCCAGAGGAGAAGGCCACACAGUCAGAGGACAAAUAAAGAUUUAUCUGGUUGUCUAAG
Manis pentadactyla (Chinese pangolin) is the source of this 2026-nucleotide messenger RNA. It is a transcript of the gene IZUMO1, whose product is annotated as izumo sperm-oocyte fusion 1. The transcript is spliced from 9 exons. The record is from RefSeq and is a predicted model, not a curated record. Gene Ontology annotation, cellular component: plasma membrane; acrosomal membrane. Gene Ontology annotation, molecular function: protein binding involved in heterotypic cell-cell adhesion; signaling receptor binding. Gene Ontology annotation, biological process: sperm-egg recognition; fusion of sperm to egg plasma membrane involved in single fertilization; heterotypic cell-cell adhesion. Bases 914 to 2005 code for a protein of 363 amino acids. NCBI's taxonomy places the organism in Eukaryota, Metazoa, Chordata, Mammalia, Pholidota, Manidae.